GAUUGGAAACGCCUUCUGUAUGUGGAAAUGAAACGACAUGAGGUUGAGAGGCGGCUGAGUUUCGAAUGAAGUUCAGUUCAGCAGUGAAGCGUCUGAGUAAACCUGCUGUCACUGCAGCCGCUGCUGAAUCUCAGUCUACGGCAGCUCAGCUCAGCUCGGCAAGCAUGUUCCUGGCCAUUCUGCUCUUCCUGCUUCAGCCAGCAGAGGGCGCCAACUCCACACUGUCCUGCUACGAUGACCAAGGAAACGCUGUUGACUGGUUCUACCUUUACAAACUCCCCCGCUUACAUGAACAGCCCACCGAGGAGGGCCUGAAGUACCUUCUGCUGGAGGAGAAGAGUGAAGGAUGGGUGGACGGCAGCGUGCUGGUGGGAGAGAUCACAGGGGCUCUGGGGAGGACCGUUGGGCCGCUUUAUGAGGAAGGUGAACUCGGCUACAUCGUGUACAACGAUCAACCUCCGGAAGAGCACCGUUCGGAAAACGCAUAUAGUAGCGGAGGACACACGAAAGGUAUGGUCCUCUUCGACAGCAGGCAAGGCUUCUGGCUGGUCCACAGCACUCCUCACUUCCCGCCUCCCAAGACAGCGGGCAGCUUCUCGUACCCCAGCAGCGGCAUCAGUAACGGGCAAAACUUCAUCUGUGUUACCUACCCUCUGGAGCGCUUUGAGACCAUAGGUGAGCAGUUGAAAAUAAACCAGCCACACAUCUACGACUGUAACAUCCCUGAGUCUGUGGCCUCCUCUGUGCCCACCAUGGUGGAGCUGUGUAAACACGGCCAUGGGGGGCGGAGCAACUCCAGCGUCCCACUCGCUUCCUCCUCGCCUGCCAAUCGGAGUGCCUCCCUGCUUUCGCUGGCUGGAAAGGAGUUCAUCAGCUUUGCUAAAGGAGCUGCUUUUGAGAAUGACUUGUAUCACUCGUGGGUGGCUCCUGCACUGCAGGCGGACCUGCUGGUGCAGUUCUGGCAACGCUCCAAAGGCGUCCUGGAGUCUGACUGUUCCCCCGCCUAUAAAGUGCUGAACAUUUACCUGCUUUCUCCCGGCCAGCAGCUGACCUUCAAGACCACGGAGGACCACUCCAAAUGGGCAGUGAGUGUGUCCGGCAGCUGGGUGUGCGUGGGGGACAUUAACCGGAACGAGGCAGAGGAGAAGAGAGGUGGGGGGACGGUGUGUCACCAGAACAGCGUGGUGUGGAAGGCGUAUCGGACAGCAGCGCUUAAGUGUGACUCGUGUAGUGGGUCAGUUGAGGAGUGUGAGGCGGCUCUGUAUUAAGUCUUAGGCCAGAAACAUACCACAUGCAAGUAUGCAAAUGCAACCACUCCGCGUUACAAACUGUCAUGUGGAAAGA
This is a messenger RNA of Colossoma macropomum (tambaqui), 1344 nucleotides long. RefSeq names its product deoxyribonuclease II, lysosomal (gene dnase2). Gene Ontology annotation, biological process: apoptotic DNA fragmentation. The coding region runs from base 66 to 1268 and encodes 400 amino acids. Gene Ontology annotation, molecular function: deoxyribonuclease II activity. NCBI's taxonomy places the organism in Eukaryota, Metazoa, Chordata, Actinopteri, Characiformes, Serrasalmidae. The record is from RefSeq and is a predicted model, not a curated record. The transcript is spliced from 7 exons.